Molecule: messenger RNA, 3135 nt
Organism: Schistocerca gregaria
Lineage: Eukaryota; Metazoa; Arthropoda; Insecta; Orthoptera; Acrididae
Gene: Cdc5
Product: cell division cycle 5-like protein
Exons: 15
Coding region: 265-2667 (800 amino acids)
Biological process (GO): mRNA splicing, via spliceosome; regulation of transcription by RNA polymerase II
Cellular component (GO): spliceosomal complex; Prp19 complex
Molecular function (GO): RNA polymerase II transcription regulatory region sequence-specific DNA binding; DNA-binding transcription factor activity, RNA polymerase II-specific
Source: RefSeq, a predicted model, not a curated record
ACCUUAUGCUGUAAAACUCCGAAACACCAAGAGCUGGAUGUAUGGCCUUCAGGCCAAUAGUCACAAUAAAUAAAUACAAAGAUCACUGAGUGUGCAUGUUCUAGUUUGCUUGUACCUGCAAGGUUUAUUUACUUACAUCUUCAUUCGAAGUUGUUUGCGUUGUUGACAUUUGUCAGUUGUUUCUCGCAGGGUGUUUGGUUUGGAUGCGGUGCUAAAGAAUUUGUGAUUUUACUGUUUGUGUGAAAAUUUGAUACAACAGCGACCAUGCCGCGAAUUAUGAUAAAGGGUGGUGUGUGGAGGAACACUGAGGAUGAGAUUCUGAAAGCAGCGGUUAUGAAGUAUGGGAAAAACCAGUGGUCUCGUAUUGCAUCACUGUUGCACAGAAAAUCAGCGAAACAGUGUAAGGCUCGGUGGUAUGAGUGGCUUGACCCAAGCAUAAAAAAGACUGAAUGGAGCCGAGAAGAAGAUGAAAAGCUGUUACAUUUAGCAAAGCUAAUGCCCACUCAGUGGAGAACUAUUGCACCAAUAAUUGGGAGAACAGCAGCACAAUGCCUCGAAAGAUAUGAAUAUCUCUUGGACCAGGCACAGAAGAAGGAAGAAGGGGAGGAUGCUGCAGAUGACCCACGUAAAUUAAAGCCAGGAGAGAUUGACCCAAACCCUGAAACAAAACCAGCAAGACCUGAUCCAAAGGAUAUGGAUGAGGAUGAACUGGAAAUGUUAUCUGAAGCUAGGGCACGUCUUGCAAACACUCAAGGAAAGAAAGCAAAAAGGAAAGCAAGAGAAAAGCAGUUGGAGGAAGCAAGAAGGUUAGCUGCUUUACAGAAAAGGAGGGAACUGAGAGCAGCAGGCAUUGAACUGGCUGCAAGGAAGAAGAAAAAGCGCGGUGUUGAUUACAAUGCAGAAAUACCUUUUGAAAAGCGCCCAGCUCCGGGCUUUUAUGACACAAGUAAAGAAGAAAUAGAUCCAGCAGCUCCAGACUUUUCACGAUUACGACAGCAGCACUUGGACGGGGAACUACGAACAGAAAAGGAAGAGAGAGAAAGGCGAAAGGACAAGCAGAAGUUAAAACAGCGUAAAGAGAAUGACAUACCAGUGGCCAUGCUACAAAAUCAGGAGCCAGCAAAGAAGAGAAGCAAGCUUGUCUUACCAGAGCCCCAGAUAUCUGAUCAGGAGCUGCAGCAAGUUGUGAAAUUAGGCCGAGCAAGUGAGACGGCACGUGAAGUGGCGACAGAAAGUGGGCAGCAGCCAUCUGAUGCUCUGCUGGCCGACUACUCACUGACACCUGCAGGUGCAGCUCGGACUCCCCGUACACCGGCACCUGCCACAGACAGAGUCCUGCAGGAGGCACAGAAUAUGAUGGCUCUCACACAUGUCGAUACACCACUGAAGGGUGGCCUCAACACCCCACUCCACAGUUCUGACUUCAGUGGUAUCACUCCCCAGAGGGAAGUUGUUCAGACACCUAACACUGUCCUAGCCACUCCAUUUCGUAGCCAGCGUAGUGAUGUUCAUACUCCAGGAACUGUAACUGGGGGUUUCAACACACCACGUUCAGAAGUUGCCCUCUUAGGAAGUUCACGAACCAACCCUACACCAGUUCGUGACAAACUCAGUAUUAACCCAGAGGAUGGUUUGGAUGUUGGGGAUACGCCACAGGCCUUCCGUGACUAUCAAAGACAGCUGAAGGAGCAACUUCGGCAGAGUUUGGGGUCACUCCCUGCACCACGCAAUGACUAUGAAAUUGUUGUGCCUGAAGAAGAGGAGCAUGAAGUUGCACCAGAAGCAACAAAUUCAAUCGAAGAUCAGGCAGAUGUUGAUGCUCGAUAUGCAGCUGAGUUGCAGGCCAAACGUGAGGAAGAAAUGCGUGCACGAUCUCAGGCUGUACAGAGGGACUUACCUCGUCCUCAAGAAAUAAACACAGCGGUGUUAAGACCGCCUCACACUGACCCACCUCUCACAGAGUUACAAAAGGCUGAAGAGCUGAUCAAAAGUGAAAUGAUAACAAUGCUUCACUAUGAUGCUGUCUACUCCCCUGUCGCCAGCCAGCAGGAAGCCAAGAAGAGAGGACAGAUUAUGACACAGGCACAACAUCUUGCAUACCUUGAGCAACACCCAUAUUCAAAUUAUUCUCAGGACCAAGUAGCACAGGCACGUGAGAUUCUUAAGAGAGAAAUGGAAGUGGUCAAGCAGGGUAUGGGCCAUGGAGAACUGUCACUAGAAUCAUAUACCCAAGUGUGGGAAGAAUGUCUUGCUCAGGUAUUAUUCUUGCCCACACAAAACAGAUAUACACGAGCAAAUCUUGCAAGUAAAAAAGAUCGUCUUGAAUCAUUGGAAAAGAGACUUGAACAAAAUCGAGGUCAUAUGACAAGAGAAGCAAAGCGAGCUGCCAAAAUGGAGAAGAAAUUGAAAAUACUUACUGGUGGAUAUCAGUCUCGUGCACAAGCUCUUAUAAAGCAGCUGCAUGACCUGUACGAUCAAAUGGAACAGUCGUAUCUCGAGCUUUCAACUUUCAAAUUCCUGCAGCAGCAAGAAAUGGCUGCUAUACCACGAAGAUUAGAGUCUCUAACGGAGGAUGUGAACAGGCAAACAGAAAGAGAGAAGGCACUACAAAAAAAGUAUGGUGAACUUCAAGAAACUCUUGAACAGCUACGUUCAGCUCAAGGCUAAGUCACUGUAUAUUUGUAUUGAAAUUAUGAUUUUCGUUAAAAGUAGAGUUACUUUUUUAUUGCCAGACAAUAAGGAAAAAUAGGUUCUUCCACAAAGUCAUGUAUAUUAGAAAAUCGUUAUAAUAUGCUUAUUCUAUGACAUGAUGUUAAUUACACAGCUAGAGGUAAAGUGCACAAUAUAUUACUGAAGUAUUGGCUUUCAGAUCAUGUAGAAAAGGGAGAGAGAAAUACAGAGGUAAAAAGUCAUCAGUUUAAUCUCAGCAGUUUGAAUAAAUCACGGCUUGCAACAGUCAGUAGUUAACUAACAACUUACCUAAUCAUGUAGUACACUUCCUUUCUAAAUUUCCCAAAAAAUAUUUCUGCCAGAUGUACCACAUUGUAUCUUACAUGUAAGAAUAUUUUCUUAAUUCGAAUUGUAUUUGCACUAUCACUGACAAUCAUGUGUAAUGAAAUGACAUUGAUGCGGAAA